CUUCAACUCAAUAUUCGAUCCACUCGUCUAAAUUUGGAUCAGCUCCUGCGGUCUUAAUAGAGGCUGGUGACCUGCCUACUGUGGUCUCGGACAUUAAGACGAAUGUGAACUUUAGGGCCCCAAAUGUCGCACUCUCGCCCCCAUCGGGGGAACGGGGCUGGCCCUCACCGAGGAAUCCCGUUGGACCAGUGCCGCUGGAUUGACUCGUCGGCAAAUGCAUCAAACAGAGUUAGAGGAGCACCAGAAGUGCCCUAUCGCCGUGGUGCGGGUCCGGGAUUUCGGCCAUGGAGGGGAAGGGGAGGACCUGCUAGACAAUAUGGGACACGGAGAUUCCGCCUCCCGGUCCCAGUUAUUCCAACUCGGCCACGACCGCCAACUCCUGAAAUUGACCCGGAAAACGGACGUGUGGAUGUGAAUGAUUUUGACCUCUCCAUCAUCACGUCCCCGGAACCCGGUGACGCGAAGUCCAUUACCGAUUUUCCACAAGGCACCUCACGAUCCUCAACACUCGGGAUCGGGUUGUCCAGUGGCUUAACCUCAAAAGACCCUGCAUGGCCCAGGAUUCAGGUCGACGGGAUGGUCCCCAGAGCUAAAAUGCGCAAAGCUGACAUAUUAAAGACUCCCUCUGAAGCAAGUCGGAUUGGCGACGCUCGAACUUCGUCUCCGAUGGACCAUCACCGCUUCACACCCCCGCAGUCUUCUGUUUGUGUUGCCUCCCCACGAUCUGUGAUCUCUUCAGAGAAGGCGCCUGCUUCCUCACAUCCGUACAACGUGGGCAACUCAGACCAAAGAUUGUUGUGAACAAUGAACGGCUACAGCGCAAAACAUGGUCUUCACCACCAGUCAAACUUGAAAGUGGCGAUGUUUGUCUUCCUUCAUUGAAGCGAAGAAGAGACCCGGACAGCGUGGUCCAACCCGAGGAUCGCGGGCCUACUGGGAAAAGGGAAUAUAACAAUAGCAAUAUUCUCCCCAAUCAUCCAUUGAAGCAAAGGAGCGACGAUGUUGUGCCGCCCGAGGACCGUGAGGUUAUCGUGAAAACGGAGUCGAAUGAUGAAGUUGAUACUCCGCUGCCACCUUUCGACGACCGCCAGGAUGGUGUCCUU
Molecule: messenger RNA, 1103 nt
Organism: Cantharellus anzutake
Lineage: Eukaryota; Fungi; Basidiomycota; Agaricomycetes; Cantharellales; Hydnaceae
Exons: 4
Coding region: 124-801 (225 amino acids)
Source: RefSeq, a predicted model, not a curated record